GUCCAGUUUUGGAAAUGGAUUAUUUUGAGUUACUUAUAGCGAGCACUCUGGUUUGGGGCACUCUGGUUCGCGGCACUCUGGCUUGGAGCACUCCAGUUUGGAGCACCCUGGCUUGGAGUACUCCCACGGAAAGCGCUACAAGGUGGACUACUUGUAUGUACAGAGCUCCUAUGACCCAUUCUUAAAACUCCAACUAAGGAGAUUGAUAUGGGGGGACUUUGAUGCGGAUACAUUUUCUGGGCCCCAUCAGCUCAAUGAAAGACGGGAACUGCUAUCUUCGGCAAGUGAGAUGCCGGGUUCACUUUCGGAUCUAUCCGUGCGCGACUAAUUUAAUGUAUGUUAUAUAUCAGCAUAUAAUGUCAGCCUUUGAGAUAGUUAGCCCAUCAUCCGCCUUUGGCGACAUAGAAAAGCAGUGCUAAUCUUGUCUUGCACGACAGCGGAUUGUAUAAUGGGGGAAGUUUGAUG
Molecule: messenger RNA, 465 nt
Organism: Mytilinidion resinicola
Lineage: Eukaryota; Fungi; Ascomycota; Dothideomycetes; Mytilinidiales; Mytilinidiaceae
Exons: 2
Coding region: 15-185 (56 amino acids)
Source: RefSeq, a predicted model, not a curated record